Molecule: messenger RNA, 765 nt
Organism: Vicia villosa (hairy vetch)
Lineage: Eukaryota; Viridiplantae; Streptophyta; Magnoliopsida; Fabales; Fabaceae
Exons: 1
Coding region: 1-765 (254 amino acids)
Source: RefSeq, a predicted model, not a curated record
AUGGAAAACCCUCUGCUUGGGUUUGUUAGCCCCUCCGCUACGGUGCUAGGGAAUUCAACUCCGGCUAACACGGAAAAAAGCAAGGCUGAAGUUGACCUUCAAGAGAGGAGUACCAAGAAAUUAAAGGAAGGGAAAGGUGGCUUGAUUGAGAAAGGUGUCUCAUUCAGAGACGCCCUGGCUGGGAGGAACGGAGAAGAAAUGGAUGAGAAAAGCAAAAGCAGUCGGGGUGGUGUAGGAGAGUCAGAGGUUGAGUGGGGGGAAAUCCGAGUGGAGGAAGAACUGAUAGGUGGUUAUGAGUGUCCUAACUUCAUCUUUUCGGAGAAGGAAGAGAAGCGUAUUCAAAGACCUUGGAAGAGAUGUGUUAUAGUCAAAUUGUUGGAAAAAAGAAUUGGAUACAAGGCACUGGAAAACAGGUUGAAUCAAAUGUGGGUUCGUAAAGGCAUUAUUAGUAUCAUUGAUCUUAGCAAUGAUUACUAUUUGGUGGCCUUCUCACAUGAAGAUGAUAAGAAAGCGGCAAUGGCAAACAAUCCGUGGUUUAUCUACAAUCAUUACCUAACAGUGAAAGACUGGAGGCCAAACUUCCAACCGGAGAUUGAUACUAAUAAUAAAGUGGCAGUGUGGGUUAGAAUUUCGGGUCUCCCGAUUGAAUAUUAUGAUACGAGGGCACUCUCUGUUUUUGGAGAUCGUAUCAGUCGUACAGUGAAAUUGGAUAAAACUACUAUCAAGCAAGAGAGGCAAAUAUGCUCGGAUAUGUGUUUCUGUUAA